Messenger RNA from Parathielavia appendiculata, 1649 nucleotides. RefSeq lists its product as uncharacterized. The record is from RefSeq and is a predicted model, not a curated record. The transcript has 4 exons. Lineage: Eukaryota; Fungi; Ascomycota; Sordariomycetes; Sordariales; Chaetomiaceae. Gene Ontology annotation, molecular function: mRNA binding. Gene Ontology annotation, biological process: mRNA 3'-end processing. Gene Ontology annotation, cellular component: mRNA cleavage and polyadenylation specificity factor complex. The coding region runs from base 407 to 1351 and encodes 314 amino acids.
CUUCAGUUCACUUUGCAAUUCAACACUGGGAGAUCCUGUCUAUAACAUUUUCACCGUUGAGUAAUUCAUCAUCCGAGAUCAAACCACGCGCAUUCCUUGGACCUGGGCACAGGCUUCACGUGAGGAAGAAAAAGAGAGCCUGAACAGAACCAAUUGCUGGUAGCCCACUUCGUCUGGUGAAUCCCAAAGUUGCUGCUGCCUUUGUUUGGAUUGCUCAACCUCUCUGUCUCUCCCUUCCCAUCGCUCUCGCCUCCCAGACGUGACAUUCAGUUCACAACGCUGCGCUCUUUCGUGCUGUCGCUUCUACAUAUCGAUAUUGGGAUUCUUGCUAGCCACUCCAUAUCCCAAUCAGUAGCCUCUAGCCCCAAGAGCACGUUGCCUGCGGCGCUGCUGCUCGGCCGGCACCAUGUCGACUCGGCAACCGUCUCGUGUGGUGUUUGUGGGAAAUAUUCCCUAUGGCUUGACCGAGGAGCAAAUCACAGAAAUUUUCAGUGGUGCAGGAAGGGUGCUCAAUUUUCGACUCGUUUACGAUCGCGAGACUGGUCGACCUAAAGGCUUUGGCUUCGCCGAAUUUCCAGAUUACGACUCUGCCGCUUCCGCAGUCAGGAACCUGAACGAUUACGAAAUCAUGGGUCGCAAGCUGCGGGUCGACUUUAGUAACGAGACGGUCAGCGACGACGAUAACCGCGACCGCGAUGGCGCAGCCGGCGCCAGCAUCGUGAACUACGCCAACCCGCCCGCCACCACCAACGGCGGCAGCACCACCGCUCCACCCAACCCGGCCCUUAGCACCUUCGGCGGCAGCGGCCUACUCCCUCCUCUCCCGCAGGGCAAGGAUUUGCCCCCGGGCGUCACCUGCACCGACGCCAUCUCGCGUACACUCAACACCCUUCCCCCCGCCCAGCUCCUCGACAUCCUGCAGCAAAUGAAGACGCUAGCCACCAAUGACCCGGCCCGCGCCACCGAGCUGCUCACCCAGGCUCCUCAGCUCAGCUACGCCAUAUUCCAGGCGCUGCUCAUCAUGGGCUUGGUCUCGCCAGACGCCAUCAACUCGGUGCUCGAGAACCCCGGCGCCGGCGCCGCAUUCCCGCCUCCCGCUCCUACUACGUACACCGGCACCCCCCCCGUCGCAGGCGGUUACGCGCCGCCCGUUGCCGCGGGUCCUCCGGUUGCUGCUUCUGUUAUUCCGGCUGCGGCCACGCCUCCAGCUGCGGUAGGCGGCCAGGACCCGGAGGCGCUGAUGCGCGCUGUGAUGGAGCUGCCGCAGGAGACUAUCGACCAGCUGCCUGAUGCGGAGCGGCAGCAGAUUAUGGCUCUGCGGGCGAGUUAUGCUGCGCAGACGCGGCGCUAAGGUAUCCGCAGGCGCCCCUUUAAGAAGAGGUGGUGGGAAGGGGGAUAGUAAAAAAGAUGGAUGGGUGGGUCGGUAUCUUGGGGAGAGCUGAUUGCAUUGGGCCAUCACUUGUUUACCUUCACUUUCAGGUCCUGGCGUCUGGCGAAGGAAUAGGUAGAGAAACACAACUAAGGCAAUGCAGUACAUGGGAUUCCGUCUGAGAAAACACCGUAACGUUUCUUGAUUUUAUUUCAUUUAUUGUAACGUACAUGAUAAGCGAACGUCCCAGACAAGCGAACGUCCCACAAAAACACAUCUG